ACAGAGUCGUGGAGCUACUGUUUUUAUUUAGGGUAUAAGAAUUACUCGGGAACUUUUUUGUUUGACUCCGUUAUCAUCUGUUUUCAUCUUACAAACUAUGCGUGAUUACGCGAGAUCUCAUUUUAUGCGUGCUUAUGCUUUCACAUCUGGCCAUUUCCACCACGUAUAAGCGGUUCAAGAAUAUCUUUAUUUACUUCUACAAACAGAAAACAGAAGGUCAUUGACGCUAUUUGUGACAAUACUUUUGACAUUCCUUUGUUGUAUAAUUGUUACCUACCCUCUUAAACACUCUUAUGAACUGUUCUUUCAGGAGUCGAUUCUUUUGGCUGAGGAGCCGAGCUCCGCUGAACCUGCCGAGGCUGACGAAGCAGAGGCGCCGGCUCCAGUCGAAGAACCCAUGGAAACUGUAACCGUCUCGCUUACUAAAAAGAAAGGUGGCUAUGGGUUCAAUAUCAAAGGGGGCCGAGACAAGCCGUUCAGAGAAGGAGACACUUGUGUAUACAUCACCAGGCUCAGACCUGGAGCCGCCGCAGAGAAAGAUGGCCGCUUGUCCCCUGGAGAUAGAAUUGUGGAGAUCAAUGGUACUGAUGUCCGUGACGUCACGCACGCUGAAGCACUGGACCUGGUGCGGAAAACAAAAGGAGGAAAACUGACAUUAUUGGUGCAAAAAAAAGCUGUUAAGAUUGUUGAAGAUGAUGAUGGUCAGGGCGUCAUGAGAAUUGAAUUGCAACGGGAAAAGAAAGGGAGAGGGCUGGGUUUUAACAUCCGGGGAGGUAAAGAUAGCCCGUAUGUACCUGGGGAUCCAAGUAUUUUCGUCACCAGGAUCAACGGAGAAGGCGCGGCCGCACGGGACGGGAGACUUAGUGUCGGUGACAAACUUCUUGAGAUCAACAAUGUCAAUGUAGAGAACUCUACAAUAGACCGCGCUAUUGAUCUCAUUCAAUCCAAGAAAAAACUCCUGCUGCUGGUAGAGAAAAAGGCGCUUCAGCAAGUUGUGAAAACCGUACGAGAAGGAGCGGUGGAUGGUGUCAGAGGUGUUGAGGCAGCCAUUGAGUUGUACAAGGAUCCUGAAUAUGGUCUUGGCUUCAACAUCCGGGGAGGCAGUGACGCUAAUUACCUUCGGGGGCAUCCGGGAAUCUUUGUCACGUCAAUCAAACCAGGAGGCUCCGCUGAUCGUGAUAGCCGCCUCAAGAUAGGAGACAGACUUCUUGAGAUAAAUGGUGUAGACGUUCGCUCAGUUCCUCAAGAUGCUGCAGUCCAACUUGUACAGCGGUCCGUUGACAAAGUGACGCUAUUGGUUGAAAAAGAUGCAGAGCAACAAUUUAAAAACUCCGAGUUUUACAGCUUGAGUGACUUUGAUGAGAUUGACAUGAGUGGAGAAGCAGGCUGUUUCUUUAGAGAUCAGAAAAGAAGAAUCGAUUUUGUGUUGGUUUACGAAGAAAUCGACAGUGAGCCUCCAACUAAAGAAGUCUUAAGAUUCCGGAACAGAUACAUGAAAAACCUGCAGAAAUCUCAGCUGGAGUUUGAAGAGGAAAAAUCGGCCACGAAAAAAGGUCAACUUCACUUUAUCAAAGUUCACAUUCCGUGGGAGGUGAUGCUGUUUUACGCAGAAGAGCUAAAUUUUAAAGGACCGCUGAAGGCCAGAACAGAGGAGAAGAUCAACUGGUCGGAAAGAAUUUUAAAGAAAUUUCAUUUGCCAAAUGUAUUCAAGGAUGAUGUCCCAUACCAACCACCAGACUACUUCACCGCCACAUUCCAGGCUAACAAGUUACACAAAUUUGUCGGCAGCGAUAACCCAGAAACGUAUUUCAAAGACACUGAGAGAACAAGAGUGGCAAACGAGAUACUUGAAACUGCAGUGUAUGGAAGCCGCAACAAAGGGGAAAUAGGAAUCAGUCGACUGGUUGAAGAAGGAGUGUAUAGCGCCGCUUAUCCCCUCCAUGUGGGUCCUGCAGAACUGCCUGCAGAUUGGAAUAAAACUCCACACGAGCCAGAUGAGGUAAAACUCAAUCAAAGACAGGUGCUGAAAGAAUACUGGGCUCGAUGGGGAAAGUGGCUCAAAUACCAACCACUUGAUCACGUGCGAGAAUAUUUCGGAGAGAAGAUUGGGAUCUACUUUGGUUGGCUUGGUCAAUACACUGCGUGGCUGAUAAUGCCGUCAAUCAUUGGACUAUUUGUCUUUCUUUACGGUUACUUGACUAUGGACAGUGGAGAAAACACAGCGUUGGAAAUCUGUAACAGCCCAAACUGGACGUUUGUCAUGUGUCCACUAUGCGAGGAAGAAUUGGGCUGCAAGCCAUGGGAUCUGAAAACAAGCUGUGGCCGAGCAAGAAUAUCAUACCUAUUUGACAAUCCAGCCACAGUUGGGUAUGCUGUUUUUGUGUCUUUCUGGGCCGUGUUUUUCCUGGAGUACUGGAAGCGAAAAGAAAACACUCUCGCUUAUCAAUGGGAUGUGCUGGAAUUUGAGGAGGAAGAGGAAAGACCCCGACCUACUUUUGCAGCAUUAGCCCCUGCUGUGGAAAGGAAUCCUGUGACUGGCCUUUUAGAGCCUCAUUUUCCUGAGGAAAAGCGAUUCCCGAGAAUCGUCUCGGGGAUUGCAAUUGUUAUAUGUAUGGUAUCUCUUGUCGUCCUGUUCAUGGUGGGAGUGAUUGUAUACAAGCUAUUGGUAAUUCACCCUCUCUACAAAAACCCAAACUUUCAACAGUAUGCCGCCACUAUUGUGUCUGUCACAGGCUCAAUGAUGAAUCUUAUAAUCAUUAUGAUUCUUAGCAAGGUGUAUGAAAAGCUGGCGUAUGUGCUCAACCAUUGGGAAAUGCAUCGAACGCAGACAGAAUACGAGGACAACUUAACAUUCAAAGUGUUCGUGUUCCAGUUCGUGAAUUUCUUUUCUUCAAUUUUCUACAUCGCAUUCUUCAAGGGAAAACUUGUUGGAUACCCAGGAAAUUAUACGAAGAUCUUCGGUCUCAGAGCAGAAGAGUGCAGUCCUGGUGGAUGUCUCAUGGAGCUGGCCCAACAGUUGGCAAUUAUCAUGAUUGGCAAACAGGUCAUCGGCAAUGUACAAGAAGUCCUUGUUCCGGAGAUCAAAAAGUACAUGAAGAAACGAAAACAGGGAGUGACAGGCAAUGAGGUCAAACCUCGUUGGGAAUUAGAUUACGAUUUACUGGAAAACGAAGGCUUGUUUGGAGAAUACCUGGAAAUGGUGAUCCAGUUCGGUUUCAUCACGAUCUUCGUGGCUGCAUUUCCUUUGGCUCCGUUCUUUGCCCUCGCUAACAACAUCUUUGAGAUCCGCAUUGACUCGGACAAGAUAGUGUGUGAUCUACGGCGGCCUGUGGCUCAUCGCGCUCAAGACAUUGGAAUCUGGUUCAGUAUUUUAUCAGCAGUAGCGAAAAUCGCCGUCAUCAGUAAUGCUUUCCUUAUAGCCUUCACCUCGCAGUUCUUACCCAAGAUGUUAUACCGAGGAACCAUAUCUCCUGACGGCUCCCUAAAAGGGUACACGAACUACAGUCUUGCCUGGGCCCCUGUAAAUUCGACGUCAGUGCCUUGCAGAUAUAUUGAAUUUCGUUACCCAGAUGGUAGUCCAAGUAAAUUUUAUUGGCAUCUAGUGACAUUAAAGCUGGGAUUUGUAAUUCUAUUUGAGCAUUUCAUCUUCUCUGUAUCAUCAUUGAUAGACAUGUUGGUACCUGACAUGCCAGGAGGACUGGACGAGACUAUCAAGCGAGAGACAUACCAAGCUAAGCAGAUCAUGUCAGACCAUCAUGGUCUGAUGGGAGGAAUGCCAGACUCUGAUGACUACAUGCUGGAACUUGAAACAUAGCACACAACUCUUAAUUUUCUCUAAGAGAUUGGAUCACAUUUGGUUCCACGACACAAAGUUUAAUAUUUGGUCAGUGAUUGUCAGAGGAGAAUAGCCUGCAGAACAGGCGGAUGAGCGGGGCAGAGAGGGAAACGCGAUACACGAGCGUGCAGCGCGACCACGAGCGCGAAGCGCGAGACGAAAAAAAUCCGCUUGUAGUCACACCAUUGUUUAUGCUCUAAAGGCAGACGAAUAGAACAUUUUAAAUAAUAUAUGAAAUUAAAACGCGUUCGUCCAAUUUAUCCGUGAUGUCACUUAUCUGAAUGUCAAAGAGGUCCACUGAAGAAAAAUUGCUUAAGGCAAAUGCACACGUUUUUACAGGAACUACACAGAAUAUAGAUAGCGUAUGGAAAAAUGUACAAAUGCAAGGUGACGGACAAAAAAGAGAUCAUACGAAACCACGAGAUGAACAUUUCCACGCAGUCAUUAGCUGUUUAUUACAAGAGUGACUGAGAAUGUCGAUAGAAUGUGACCUGUGUUGUUCGGAUGUAAUAAUUUAACAAAAUUGCUCGCGUUGGCUUUGCUAAUCUUGUGGCUCUCGAUAGCGGCCGUUUUCUCAAGUUCGAAACCACAAAUUGCGGUUUAUAUUGAAAGCGAGAAUCUUAUUUAUUCGCCUCCGUCUGUGAUAACCAAGGUCAAAAUAAAAUUGUGAAUCGCCCAAAAGUUGUUUACGAGAGUGAAAAUAAUUUGACAAUUGUAAAUACACUAGAGGUUGUAUUAAAGUUUCAAACGACGUUUAAAGUACUAGGCUACACUGAAUCACGAAUUUACAAUUUCGACUGCAACAAAAUAAAAUAUAUUCACGAAU
Messenger RNA from Orbicella faveolata, 4661 nucleotides. Its product is annotated as anoctamin-7-like. Gene Ontology annotation, biological process: chloride transmembrane transport. Gene Ontology annotation, cellular component: plasma membrane. The record is from RefSeq and is a predicted model, not a curated record. Gene Ontology annotation, molecular function: protein dimerization activity; chloride channel activity. Lineage: Eukaryota; Metazoa; Cnidaria; Anthozoa; Scleractinia; Merulinidae.